UUUAUUAUGUAUAUUAUUUAUUACGAAGAUAAGAAGAAGAACAUAACCUCUCAUUAUUGGCGAAAAGCAAGAAUGGUCAAAGGUCUAUUAUAUUUAAAUAUUUGAUAUUAUCAAAUAUUAUUGUACAAAAGCUGCUCAAGUUCAUUUGAUUUUUGAUUAUCGUAAUUGUGUUUUUAAGUUUUAAUUUCUAUUAUAAAUUUAAACAGCUUGUGUGUUCCUUAAAAUCUGCAAACAUUUAUUUUUAUAUAACAUUUUGUUAUUUUUUAUUAACAAUGUCAACAGAUCCUAAUUGCAUUUUUUGCAAAAUCGUAGCAGGAAAUGCUCCGGCGGAUAUAUUGUUCCAAAAUGAAGAGUUAAUUGUAUUUAGAGAUAUUAAACCAGAAUCUAAACAUCACUUCCUAGUUGUACCUAAAAAACAUAUUCUAAAUGUAAAUAGUUUACAAACAAAUGAGGACAAGCUUUUAGUUGAAAGGAUGGUGGAAAUUGGUAAGAAGAUUUUAGCAGAACACAAUGGUGAUAUAGACGAUGCAAGAUUAGGAUUCCAUUGUCCACCUUUUAAUUCCAUAAACCAUUUACAUUUGCAUGUGAUCUCCCCAGUAUCUGAAAUGGGAUUCAUUAAAAGACAGGUGUUUAGGCCAAAUACAUGGUGGUUUCAAUCUGUUGAUGAUACUUUACUGAGGUUGAGCAAGCUAUAGUGGAAUUAAUAAUAAUCUAUUAUCUAUACUUAUAUAAGAAAAUUUGGGUGAUUAGGUAAUUUGGACAACUUUAGGCACAAUUUUUAAUAUUUUAUAGUUUAAUUUAGAAUGUAAUAAUGUAAAAAUGUAAAGAUGCACUAGAAGUCAAGAUAAAAUCAGAAUUUUGUGUAAAUUAUUUUUAUUUUAAUAGAAUUUAAUGUCUUUGUGAUAUUUUGUUAUAUGUAUGUAUGAAUAUUAAAUCAAUAAAUAAAUGGUUAUUUA
Molecule: messenger RNA, 956 nt
Organism: Diabrotica balteata
Lineage: Eukaryota; Metazoa; Arthropoda; Insecta; Coleoptera; Chrysomelidae
Source: the annotation of a GenBank genome assembly